AUGGCAGAACUAGAAAGCAAGUCGGCGUUUGUGAAGAAUUCAUCCAUCAAUAGCGUUGGAAAAUCAGGUCGUCGUGUUGCCUUCGAAAUCCCCUUUGAAAAUAAUCAUCAAAGCCAUUCUCCCUACCACAACCAUAAUAUUGAAACCCCCGUCGACGAAUUUGAUACAGGACAUUAUCAUCCAUGUUGUUUGGCAUGUUGUGCAUGGUCAUGUCUUGCCGUGUUCAUCUUUGUUGUAAUUUUUCUCUUUUUCGGGAUAUCAUAUUUGGCUUUCCUCAAAUCAGGAAUGCCAAAAGUCAAUGUUAGAACAUUCAGCAUCAACAAGUUUCAAGUUAAUUAUAACUCGCACAAAAUGGAUGCAAACAUUAAUUUAGGUUUAAAAUUCUCAAAUAAGAAUGAAGAGUUCAAACUUUUGUACGGUCCUCUUUUUGUGGAUGUCAUUAGUGAAGGUGUGAAAUUGGGUAACACUAAACUUAAAGGUUUCUCUCAAAUGCCUCGAAAUGAGACGGAUUUGGACAUAACAAUGACGACGAAUCAUGAAAUUGUUAACAAUUAUGCUGCAGAUGAAUUAAAAUCAGACAUUAGUGCAUAUGAGAUGGUGUUUGAUGUAUAUAUUAGUGGAAACAUUGGUGUGCAAAUGGGUGGUUUGCAUAUGAUCAAUGUGCCUUUUUUGUCAACCUGUGAACAAAUAAAAAAGAUGGAUGUGGAUUAUGGAAGAAAGCCUGAAUGUGAUAUCAAGAUGUUUUCUUUUAGGCCUUCAACCAAUUGA
Vicia faba (fava bean) is the source of this 768-nucleotide messenger RNA. The record is from the annotation of a GenBank genome assembly. NCBI's taxonomy places the organism in Eukaryota, Viridiplantae, Streptophyta, Magnoliopsida, Fabales, Fabaceae.